AUGAGCAGCAAAUCUGCUGAGGAUUUUAUGGAGCUAAAUAUAAAGGGUGCCCCCUAUGAGUCACUCCAAGAAACUGCAACAAGUGGUGACCUCGAAGCUGUCAAAGCCCUUCUCGACAAUGGAGCAGAUAUCAAUGUGGUAGAUUCCUUAGGCUCAUUGCCCCUCCAUGCCGCAGCAGAGCAAGGCCACUGGGAUAUCGCCCGACUCUUCCUAGAAAAGGGCAUGUCACCAUGGACCCAAGAUGCCAACAACUCACUGCCUGUCCACAACGCCGCAAAAGGCGGCCACCUAAAGACAGCCCGACUACUCCUCGAAUGCGACCGAGCGAAAGGAAGUUAUUCCAACAAGCGGGGCGAGACAGCGCUACAUUUUGCCGCCGAAAGCGGAAAUAUAGAGCUGGUGCAGCUUCUCCUGAGCUUCAAUGUCUUGACGACAUCCUCCGCCCGUGGCAAAACCGCUCUGCACCGCGCAGCAAACAACGGACAUCCAAAAGUCUGCGAACUUCUCAUGCAAUACGACGAUGCCCACAAGCCGAGAUGGAGACUUCGCAUGAUUGGCGUUAAAGCGCAGGUCAAAAUGCAGGAUUUAUGCCAGCAUACGCCGCUGGUCUAUGCUGUGAAAGAGGGGCACGUUGAUCUGAAAGGAGAUGAUGGGAAGAAUGCUCUUCAUCUCGCUGCUGAUACUCGCAAUCUUGAGAUUGCGCGUCUUCUGCUUGAGAAUGGCGCUUCAACUAAGAUUAAGGAUUCCAUUGGGUAUACUCCUUCCGAGUGUAGCAGGGAUAAGGAGGUGACUAUGCUUAUUCGGAAUCGGGCGGAUCAAGCUGCUGCUUUGGACCCUAAAGGCAGGAAAGUCUUGCCCCCUUGGAAGGCGGCAGUGGCUGCACCCCCAGAAUAUGUUGCGUAA
Molecule: messenger RNA, 903 nt
Organism: Penicillium vulpinum
Lineage: Eukaryota; Fungi; Ascomycota; Eurotiomycetes; Eurotiales; Aspergillaceae
Product: ankyrin repeat domain-containing protein
Exons: 2
Coding region: 1-903 (300 amino acids)
Molecular function (GO): protein binding
Source: RefSeq, a predicted model, not a curated record